This is a messenger RNA of Lolium perenne, 1080 nucleotides long. RefSeq names its product zinc finger A20 and AN1 domain-containing stress-associated protein 7-like. Gene Ontology annotation, molecular function: zinc ion binding; DNA binding. The record is from RefSeq and is a predicted model, not a curated record. Lineage: Eukaryota; Viridiplantae; Streptophyta; Magnoliopsida; Poales; Poaceae.
UUCCCAGGAACCUCCAUGCACGCGCACAAAGCUGCCAAGUCAGCUUGUCCGAGCAGCCCAGUCCGUUUUGGCAACCCAGGGCAAAACGUACGUGGACUGUCUUGCCCGGCGUCAAAACGACGCUUUAAUUUGGGAAUCGCCCGCUGACACCGAAGACCGUUCGUCUCGUGAGGGUCUCGGAGACGUCGCGUACGAAUGCAGCAUCGACUGAACCGGAGGCGGAGUCGACUUCGUCUCCGUCGCGCAGUCGCCAUCGCCCCACUGAUAUAAGGCGACGAUCCCAGCAGAACAAGGCCACCGAGCGAAAGCAACCGAACAGCUCGCCCUCGCUCGCCGCCUCAACAAACUCGAUCGCGCUCAGAUCACGCACGUUCCGGCCGGCGACCCAGCAGAGUGCGGAGUUGCGCGCAGCUUGUGGGCAGAGAUGACGGACCACGCACCGGCGACUACGCAGAAGCGCAAGUGCCCGGAGCAGGAGGAGCCGGCGGCUACCACAUGCCCCAGCGGAUGCGGCUUCUUCGGCGCUGCUGCCACCGGCGGCAUGUGCUCCAAGUGCUACAAGGAGAAGGUCGUCUCCGCCGGCGCCGACAGCAAGGCCGCCGCGAAGACCGUCUUCAUCGCCCCUACGACUUCCACCGCGCCACCGGAGAAGAAGGCCAAGAUGAUCGUCGCCGGGUCGUCUUCUGACGCCGCGGCCGAUUCCGCCGCAGUUGACGCAUCCGUGCCAUCCGUGAAGCAGCAAGCCUCGCCGGCGAACCGGUGCGCGACGUGCCGCAAGAAGGUGGGGCUGCUGGGUUUCCGGUGCCGUUGCGACGGCACCUUCUGCAGCGUGCACCGCUACUCGGACAAGCAUGAGUGCGGGUUCGACUACAAGAGCGCCGGACGGGAGGAGAUCGCCAAGCACAAUCCCAUGGUGGUCGCCGACAAGAUAGCCCGAAGGAUCUGAAGCUUAGAUAGUGCCUGUAGUUGAUCACUAGAACGAUAGAGAAUUGGUCAUAGUCCUUAUGAUUGAGACAUUCUUUGUAAUUUUCCUUUCGUUCAACUUACUUUACCAAAAAAAAAUCCUUGAUUGAAUUUUUA